UUACAAUAUAAGCAAAUUUGAAGCUCCUAAUUUAGCUCCCAUCGUCCUUUUUCCACAACAACAAAAGAAUUUUAAUCGUUCAAAAAGUCUUAAAAGAGGCAGCAUGACGAGAAUGGCAGUUGAAGAAAAGCCCAGCAACGAGAAUUUUACUACUACGACAACUCGCCCAUUUGUUCGCUCUACAUCGACUACUGGGGCCGAUAUUGGGGAAUUACAGCAGAACAUCAGUCUCGCCGAAAAUGAACUAAACAAAUUAAAGCUCGAGUUAGAUCAAACACGAAAGCAGGCGAAACAAGCUGAAGCGAAUGCGCAAGAAAGUGGUCGCACCAACCGCUCAUUGAAAACCGAACUACAAACGCUCACUGACAUGAGCAAUCGAAAAGACAGACAAGCUGAAAACUCAAAAGCAACCGCUUUUUUCUUCGAGGGACAAGUGAAAAAAUAUAUGGAUGAAAUCGAAACGGCUCGCCAAGGCAUGAGCCAUCUCAAAGUUCUCGAUGAGCAGCUUCAACAAGCAAAAAUUGAACAGGGUGACCUUGAGAAGCAGCUUACACAGGAUUGCAUAAGAACAAAAGAGCAGCUAAAGGCCAUGCAAGAAGCGCAUAACAAAACGAAGGAAGAAAUAAAGUCAAAAAUAAACGAAGCUUAUGCAGAGCUGGAGAAAGCAUCGUUGGAAACGAUGCGACUGCAGGAAGAACUACAGCAGCAAUUAGAAGCCGAAAUGUUGCAAGGUGCUGAUUUUCAAACGCUAGAAAAGGAGUACCGCCUAUUAGAACAGAAACAAAUGGACAGUGUAAAAGCGGUCCAUGAUGAGGUCAGCCAUUUGUGCAGAAAGAUUGAACAAUCAGAAACGUCGAUAACGUCGCAUGAAGAAAGCAUGAUUAUGGUAAAAGAAGAAAUGGAUCGAAUCGUAAGACGUUUGCGGGCUAUUGAUCAAUUAGACACAGCAACAGCGACAAUGGAUACCACCAAUGCUUUUGCUCCAGCAGACAGUAACGGUACAAAGACAGGCACUGAAUAACGCAAUUACUUUUUUCCAUAACAGAUACAUCUUUGUUUCAUUUGCUUAUGUAAACAAUAUACCUUUUCCUCAAAAAAUAAAGCCUCUUUUGCAUAGCGAUUACUGUCAUUCAUGAUUUGUCUCAGCCUACAAGGGUAGGCUACCGAAAGGGUAU
Messenger RNA from Mycotypha africana, 1175 nucleotides. RefSeq lists its product as uncharacterized. The record is from RefSeq and is a predicted model, not a curated record. Lineage: Eukaryota; Fungi; Mucoromycota; Mucoromycetes; Mucorales; Mycotyphaceae. The coding region runs from base 104 to 1021 and encodes 305 amino acids. The transcript has 2 exons.